AUACAUUCCCACACUUUAUCAAAGACUUAAAUGAUCAAUAUAGAUUGGAAACAGCCGUUUAUUGAACUAUUCGCAGGUUUCCUCUGACCUGCCUGGUAUUAAAAAAAUAAUCUUGUCUGAAAUAAUCUCAAAGAUAAGAGAGAUAUGUUGUCAUUGAGUUGACAACAUUGAGUUUGAAUGAUACCAUAAUGAAGACUGAGGUGAAGAAUGGGCGAGGUUACCUAAGAUAGACAGAGAUGUGUUUUCUUAAAUUGACAAAAAACAGAAAAUUUACAUAAUUGUACUGUGAGUUGCAAACAUUUCUUAUUAUAAAAAUGAGGGGCAAUAACAGUUCUCAAUAUCUCAAAACAGCAACAUUUACAAAAAAACGGAUUUAAAUGAAUAAAUAUUUGUGGGUUGACUAUUUUCUCUCCAUAAUUUGUUAUUUCUACAUGUAUUGAAACAACAGGGACAUUGCUACAAAAAGCAAUACUGAAGUCAGUCCAAUGUAAGGUUAACAGGCGCUAUUUUCUACCUAAGGGAAACAUUGUUGGUGUUUAUGGCUCUGUGUACUUAGGCUGAAUGUAUAGACGAGAUAAAAAACACGUGGCUUCCUCCUCGUGCUCAGCAACAGCUACUCUGCAGUAUAUAACAGCGUCCUCCAUCCCCUGCCCACUUACCUCGCCCCGUCACACAGCUGACUUUGCUCAUACAAAGGGGGAUUCACACAAGCAAACAGCGAUGGGAAAGCAUAACUUUUUCCGCCUUGGUGCUGUUGCCAUCUCCUUUGCUUUUUUUGUCAUAAGCCUGGUGUUCAACGUGCUGUCUGUCUUUGGAGCUGGUCCCUACUUGACCACAACGUCCAACGUAUCUGCAGUGUUUGACACGCAGCUCACACCAUCAGGAUGGACCUUUGCCAUCUGGGGGCUCAUUUACAUCUGGCUAGCAGCAAUGAAUGUCUACAUCGUUGCAGGACUCUUUAGAAAAAAUGAAUCCGGCUAUAUGUACUGCAGUCCUCCCGUGCUGCCGUAUGGAUUCUUUGUUUGCUGGUGUCUCAACCAGUGUUUCAACAUUGCUUGGCUUCUUGUUUGGGACAGAGGAAUGAUGAUCCCUGCCCUGGUUUUUCUCAUUCUGAUCGUUGCCACAAACUACUCCAUGAUAUUCUUCUGCUGUCACGGACUCUGUGUUUAUGGAGCCUGGCUCAAGAAAUAUUGCAAGAGAGAUCUUUGGCUCCUUCGUGUGUUGGUUCAGAAUGGUGUGAUGGUCUACACCACAUGGACAACCAUAGCAACCCUCCUCAACCUGACCAUUGUCCUGGUUUAUGAUGCAAACAUGUCUCCAAUUGAUGCUGCCACUAUUUCCUACUCUCUCCUGUCUGUGUUGCUGGUUGUGUGGUUUGCUUUGGAAAACUCCAUCUUUGAUAAGCACAUGCGGUACGUCCUCAUCACCUAUGUUGUUGUGAUCUGGGCGUUGGCGGGAAACAUGGACAAAAAUUACGAUGCCAACUCUCCUGGUCGAAUUGGCAUCUUCAUUGCUGUACUGCUGGCGGUUUCAUGUGUACUGUUCGUCGUCCGGAUUAUUCUGGUGGUUUGGAGACACUUCAAACAUCCACUUUACGAAGACGCCAGUCCUGAAGCCAUGGAAGUGAAGGAAAUUUCAAAGAAGGACAAAAAAAUAUUUCGUUAGGCUUUUUUAAUCAAACGUCUGUGUUGGGGUUGACAAUGAGGUUUAUUGGAUCACAGCAGACGGAAACUGCAUAGCACUGACUUGUAUCAUAUGAUGAGUUUAUAACAAAGAAAAUAAAUUAAAUGACAUUUAGAUUAUGAAAUAGUAAAAAAAAAGUAAAUAUAUUUCACAAUGUUAUUAUUUUGGUUUCUAAAAAGUGGAUCUUUCGUUUAUAUUUUAGAAUAUUAAAAACCACAAAAGAAAGCAAAAUAUUGUAAUGUAAAUAUUAAUGUUAACUUUUUCAUUUUACAUAGAUGUUCAACCAAGAUAAAGAUAUACAGUCUAGCUAAAAUGCAGUUGUUCCUACACAUGUUCCUAUAGAAAAUAUUUAAAUGAAUAAUUUUUUGUUAUUAUGUAAAAAUAUAAUAUUACAGUCUGUUUUAAAAUGAAAU
This is a messenger RNA of Oryzias latipes (Japanese medaka), 2096 nucleotides long. RefSeq lists its product as uncharacterized. The record is from RefSeq and is a predicted model, not a curated record. Lineage: Eukaryota; Metazoa; Chordata; Actinopteri; Beloniformes; Adrianichthyidae.